Catharus ustulatus (Swainson's thrush) is the source of this 417-nucleotide messenger RNA. Its product is annotated as feather beta keratin-like. Gene Ontology annotation, cellular component: intermediate filament. Gene Ontology annotation, molecular function: structural constituent of cytoskeleton. Bases 1 to 327 code for a protein of 108 amino acids. The record is from RefSeq and is a predicted model, not a curated record. NCBI's taxonomy places the organism in Eukaryota, Metazoa, Chordata, Aves, Passeriformes, Turdidae. The transcript has a single exon.
AUGGCCUGCUACGACAGCUGCCGACCCUGCGGACCCACCCCGCUGGCCAACAGCUGCAACGAGCCCUGUGCCCUGCAAUGCCAGGACUCUCAUGUCAUCAUCAACCCUUCCCCUGUGCUGGUCACCCUGCCAGGACCCAUCAUGACCUCCUUCCCCCAGAGCACCGUUGUCGGAUCCACCUCCUCGGCUGCCGUUGGUAGCGAACUCAAUGCCCAGGGACAGGCCGUCUCUGGCGGCUUUGGCUUUGGCCUUGGCUAUGGCAGUGGAUUUGGCUACGGGCUGGGAGGCCUGGGCUGCUACGGCAGAAGGGGUGGCUACAACUGCUAAAGGCCCUUGGCAGCACCAGCUCACGGCUAUGGAGAGAGCACCUUGGCUGACCAUCCUCCUACUUGCACUUCACACUGGAUCCCUUCAACU